This is a messenger RNA of Oncorhynchus keta (chum salmon), 1079 nucleotides long. Its product is annotated as myozenin-1-like. Bases 212 to 952 code for a protein of 246 amino acids. Gene Ontology annotation, molecular function: FATZ binding; telethonin binding; actin binding. The record is from RefSeq and is a predicted model, not a curated record. The transcript has 6 exons. Lineage: Eukaryota; Metazoa; Chordata; Actinopteri; Salmoniformes; Salmonidae. Gene Ontology annotation, cellular component: actin cytoskeleton; Z disc.
GUAGAGCCUUAAGAAGCUCCUAGCCCCCCUGAGCCCUUAACCUCCAGCCACCCACCCAGGCCUCCAUAGCCCAGCUCCUUACUGUGCUAGGGUUUCACUCCCUCCUGGGUGUAGAGGAGGGGAGGCACUUGGACACUCUCUUGAAUACUUUCAACUCUUCUCCUUCUGCCCUUCUUCUCUAAUUCCUGAGGAUUCAACUGAGGCUCUCGCCAUGCCUCUCUCAACUCCCGCCCCCCCAAAGAGGAAGAAGGCCAACAAGAUCAUUACUGAUCUGACCAACAUCACCCAGGACGAUGAAGAAUCGGACCCCGAGGCAUCAGAGUUGGAUCUGGGCACCAAGAUCAAGACUCCUAAAGACACCAUGCUGGAGGAAUUGUCUCUUAUGACCAACAAGGGAUCCAAGAUGUUCAGGCGGAGACAACAGAGGGUGGAGCGCUUCAUUGUCACCAACGAGAAUAUGCAGAAUCUCCAGAGCCUAGUUCCGUCCCUGGGUUGUGAAAUGAUGGCCCCGCCACCUGAGCCUGAACCUGAGCACGUAGAGGAGGAGGUGUUGGAUAAGGAGGCGGAGAAAGAGAAGAGGAGGCAGCAGUAUGUGCGUACUUAUGUGUCUCCAUGGGAACGGGCCAUGAGGGGAGACGAGUCUCUGACUGCCACCAUGCACCACUGCAUGGCAGGACCACACCCCCCCCACGAAAUGCCCAAGUUUAAGAGCUUCAACAGGUCGGCCCUGCCCUAUGGCGGCUCCGAGAAGGCGAGAGGCCACAUGACCUUCGAGCCUCCUGAGAUCCCAUUUGAGCUGGAGCCUCUCCCUUCCCUGCAGGCAGACAUUAGGUCCCGCCCCUCGUUCAACCGCACCCCCAUCGGUUGGGUGUGCAACCCGGAGGACAACUCACACAUCCACAAGCAGUUGGACGACAUGCUGCCCUUCGACGGAGAGACGGACAAUCUGUAGACACACACACACACACACACACACACACACACACACACACACACACACACACACACACACACACACACACACACACACACACACACACACACACACACACACACACACACACACACACACACACACA